AUGGUGUCCAAGGCUCUUCAUAUUGAACUCGCCACAGACCUCUCUAGCGAGGCUUUUCUAACGGCGUUUCGCAGGUUUAUCAGUCGGAAAGGCGUUCCGGAGCACGUGUGUUCGGAUAACGGUACCAAUUUUGUGGAAGCGGCCAAAGAGCUUCGGGAAUUGUACGAUUUCGUGGAUUCGUCCAACUUCACGGAAGCUUUCGGAUCUUACGCGUUAUCUAAACGAAUCGAAUGGCACUUUAAUCCUCCUUUAUCUCCACACUUCGGUGGCAUUGGGGAAGCAGCUGUGAAGAGUUUUAAGCAUCAUUUGAGAAGAGUUAUCAAGGAUCAAAAGCUCACAUAUGAGCAACUUAAUACUUUACUCAUAGAAAUAGAAGCCAUAUUAAAUUCUAGACCAUUGUACACUCUUUCAGCUGAUCCCAAUGAUCCACUCGCUAUAACUCCAGCCCAUCUCUUAAUCGGCCGAUCUUUCAAUGCAUUUCCUGAACGUUCUCUUUUGCCAGUUCCAGAUAAUCGUCUAUCUAUUUACAACUUUAUUAUCAAAGCCAAAUAG
This is a messenger RNA of Diachasmimorpha longicaudata, 552 nucleotides long. RefSeq lists its product as uncharacterized. The transcript has a single exon. Lineage: Eukaryota; Metazoa; Arthropoda; Insecta; Hymenoptera; Braconidae. The record is from RefSeq and is a predicted model, not a curated record. Gene Ontology annotation, molecular function: nucleic acid binding. Gene Ontology annotation, biological process: DNA integration. Bases 1 to 552 code for a protein of 183 amino acids.